This is a messenger RNA of Diprion similis, 1966 nucleotides long. Its product is annotated as serine protease persephone-like. The coding region runs from base 366 to 1544 and encodes 392 amino acids. Gene Ontology annotation, biological process: proteolysis. The transcript is spliced from 4 exons. NCBI's taxonomy places the organism in Eukaryota, Metazoa, Arthropoda, Insecta, Hymenoptera, Diprionidae. Gene Ontology annotation, molecular function: serine-type endopeptidase activity. The record is from RefSeq and is a predicted model, not a curated record.
AGAAGCCGUUUGGUUAAAAAGCAUGAGAUGAGGCCGUAGCAGACAAUCGUGUUCAGUCGCAGAUUGGACCGCGAACCCUGCGGGUGUCAGGUGUUGAACGUUUUUCCGUAUAUCCACGCUACACUUGACAUUGCGUCGAUCAUCGGCGUAUAACUUUGUUUUAUUGCUAGUGUUAUAUCACAGCAAUCCAGUGUAGUGCUACAUCCGACGUGGUGGUCUCCUCGCGAUAUCUCCAAUAAUAAUCGCUUUGCGUUUCUACUGUUUUUCGUUCAGUAUUCCGAUUGUUUUUCACCGAUCUCCGUUGGAUAUAAUAGUUAAAAAUCGCCCAGCUUAACUUCUCAGAGAAAAAAAAUAUUUCUGGAACAAUGGGGAGAAUGUCAAAGCUGAAUUUUCGGAUUUUCCUCCUUCUCGGACUCCUCGUCUGUGUCCAGGCGUAUCCGACUUACGAAGAUCGUGAUCUUUAUGAAGGCAGUCCGUGCACGCUGUCAAAUGGCAAAGGGAAAGGCGUUUGCAAGAAGGUGACAGAUUGCCCGACGAAAAUUGUGGAAGUGCAUCGGCGCGACUACGACAAUGCCGACCGAUGUGGCUUCGAUGAAUUCACUGAGAUUGUUUGCUGCAUAAAUAUACCCGGGAAGGUGGGGUCCGACGGGACCGACCAAAGGAGGCCGCGACCGGCCGAUGCUGCUUGCCAGGAAUACAGCAAUGAAGUUCUACCAACCGAACGCUUCGUGGAUUUUUAUGUUUUGAGUGGCGAAGAUGCGAAAUCAAAAGAAUUCCCGUUCAUGGCAGCGCUUGGCUAUGCGGAUGAAUCAGGGGAUAAUGGCGCCAGCAGUAUCGCAUACACGUGCGGAGGGACUUUAAUAUCUCGGCAACACGUCCUCACCGCCGCCCACUGCGUUAGCAAUAUCAACAGGCAAAUUCCCGUCGAGGUAAGACUGGGAACGACGGAUUUGAUCACCGCCGAAAACGAUACGCAACGGGUAACGGUAGCAUCUACGAUACCGCAUCCAGAAUACUUGAUAACCCAAAACUACAACGACAUAGCAAUAAUAAAGCUCCGUGAACCAGUACGGCUAACUUCUUCGGUACACCCGGCGUGUCUGCUUUCAAAAUCGUUCAACGUUUCAGAGAGCGCGAAGAAUGCGUCUCUGAUUGUUGCCGGCUGGGGACAGACGUCCGUCGACGGUACCGAGACGACGAAAUUGCAAAAAGCUGUCGGUCUGAGAUUCGUCGACACGAACGAAUGCUCGGAGAGCUACAACGACACAAAUGUGAGGCUUCCCAACGGGCUGGACAAUAUGAUAUGUGCUAUUGACCCGAACACCACGCGACGAGCGGAUGCCUGUUGGGGCGACAGCGGAGGUCCGCUUAUCGCAUCUGUGGGAUCCGCGCAGUUUGUAGCCGGAAUCACGGCGUUCGGCAAAGCCUGCGGAGGAUCCACGCCCGGCGUUUACACAUCGGUAUACGAUUACUUGAGCUGGAUCGAAGGCCACGUUUGGCCUGACACCGAAGGUAAACGAUCUGAAAGCGAUAUCGUAUGGUGAAAUCUGAGUCGCGGGUACGACGUGCGGAAAUGAAACUAUUCGGCGAACUCUUAUGGACAUCGACAGCUCAGAUCGAGAGUCACACGCGUGUUUCUGCCCGCCAAAUUGUGUGUUUAAAAUCUUCGAGAUUUACACUUAUGCAGACGUGUAAUACGUAACACUGGACGCCAAAGUUGGAGAAAGAUUUGUGCCGCUGUUAUCUUAAUAUCUCGAUACCGUUGGGUCGGUAUAUUUGAUAUAAUGAAGUGUGUAUGGAUAUACGCACACAUUGGGCAAUAUUGUGUCUGUACGCAGCUUAUAGUGUAUCACUUAACUAACGAUAAGGUACCAUUACAGUUUGCUUCGAUUCUUCGAAUUUUGCUGCUAUAAUUUAUUUUACUUGUCACAACCUUUACGCGCAAUAGAAAUAUUUCAGAGUGGAA